UUUCUCUCUACAUCAUUGAGAUACUACUACUAGUCCCACUGCUACUCUUCCUCCAAUCUCCAUCCAUCUCCACUUCAAUGCGAAUCCGAGAAAAUUCGAAAUAAAGAAAAGGAAAUUCCGAAAAUACAAGGCCCCUCCCCGCUUCUUCUCUCAUAAAGGAGUGAAGUUCAAGCAUCGUCCACCACCACCACCAGCAGCAGCUGCAGCAGCAGCAGCAACAUCGUCUUUUAAGAUAGCACCAAACUCCUCCCCCCCCCGCAGGCUUUUUCCCUUCAAUUUAUGCCCCCUUCCUCCUCCUCCUUCUCUUCCCAACUUCGCCAUUCUCUCCCUCGCUCUCUCUCUAUCUCUCUCUCUCUCUCGCUUUCUCGUCGAUGGAGUUCGACCUCGAGAACCCGCUGCCCCUCUGCUCCGAGACCCUCGCCUCCCUCUUCCUCGUCGAGCCCGACCACAUGCCCGGGGAGCAGUACGUGAGGGGCCUCCGGGACGGCGGCUUCGACGUCGCCGUCCGCCGCGACAUCGUCUCCUCCAUCUCCCGCCUGUCCUCCCGCUUGGACCCCCUCUCCUCGUACCUCGCCGUCAACUACCUCGACCGGUUCUUGUCCUACCAGAGCUUGCCGCACCUGAGCCCGUGGGUCCUGAGGCUCCUCGCGGUGUGCUGCGUUUCUCUGGCGGCGAAAAUGCGGAACACGGACUUCUCGCUCGCUGACUUUCAGGGCGAUGGAGGUUUCGUGCACGACUCGCGGACCAUACAGAGGAUGGAAGUGCUCAUCUUGGGAGCUCUGAAAUGGCGAAUGCGAUCCGUCACUCCCUUCUCCUUCGUCGCUUUCUUCACGUCCCUCUUCAAGCUCAAGGACCCACCUUUGAGGCAAGCCCUGAAUGCUCGAGCCACGGAGAUCAUCUUCAAGUCCCAGAACGACGUCGAGCUCAUGGACUUCAGGCCAUCGGUCAUUGCGGCAUCGGCUCUUCUCUCUGCCUCUCACGAGCUCUUCCCCUUGCAGUUUUCUUGCUUCAGAACAGCCAUUUUAAAUUGUUCGUAUGUAAAUAAGGACGAAUUGUUAGAUUGCUACAGCGCGAUGCAGGACGUGGCGAUGGAGGGAUACGAGUCGGUUUUCGAUGUCAUCUCGAGGUCGGACACCCCCAUCAACGUGCUCGACCAGAGCUUCUCGAACUCGGAGGACGGCGACGAGAAGGCCACCGGCGGCGGCGGCGGCGGCGGCGGCGGCGCCAUCUCGACCUCCACCAUCACGAGGACCUCGCUCAGGUCGGAGAGGCUACUGAAGAGGAGAAAAGUCGCUGACCACUGCUGCGACUCGUCGUCUCGCGCCUUCCAGCUUUUGCAGUUCCAACAGUGCAGACGCCCGGGGCAUUGAUGGUGAGGGGGCGAUAAAGAACCGAUCCAAAGCGAUGGGGUCUCUGUUGGGAGCGCGACUCCUCCGAACGGCUCAGGAAGAAAACGCAGACGAAGAGGCUGAUGAGCGGUUGGUGGAUGUUUUUCGAUUGGGUGAAGAAUCUCGCGCUGGCAGGAGGGGGAAAUUCUCGUUUUUGCAAUUCCUUGUCUUAUUCACGGGACCAAAUGGAGACAAAUCAUAACUUUGAGUUGUAGGGUUGAGCUCGAGAGAGAGAGAGAAGAGAGAGA
Eucalyptus grandis is the source of this 1636-nucleotide messenger RNA. RefSeq names its product putative cyclin-D6-1. The record is from RefSeq and is a predicted model, not a curated record. Gene Ontology annotation, biological process: mitotic cell cycle phase transition; regulation of cyclin-dependent protein serine/threonine kinase activity. Bases 372 to 1370 code for a protein of 332 amino acids. Gene Ontology annotation, molecular function: cyclin-dependent protein serine/threonine kinase regulator activity. NCBI's taxonomy places the organism in Eukaryota, Viridiplantae, Streptophyta, Magnoliopsida, Myrtales, Myrtaceae. The transcript has 5 exons. Gene Ontology annotation, cellular component: cyclin-dependent protein kinase holoenzyme complex; nucleus; cytoplasm.